Messenger RNA from Triticum dicoccoides, 2793 nucleotides. RefSeq lists its product as uncharacterized. The transcript has 4 exons. Bases 1 to 825 code for a protein of 274 amino acids. The record is from RefSeq and is a predicted model, not a curated record. Lineage: Eukaryota; Viridiplantae; Streptophyta; Magnoliopsida; Poales; Poaceae.
AUGAGGUGCGGCCCAGCCCAACUACUAGCCGCCGCCCCGCCGUAUAAAUACGCCCCCUCAAAACCGUCCCCGUACGCGAGCGCCGCCGUCCUUGUCUGCCCUGCCGCCAGAAGGAAGGCCGCCCCAGUCACAGUAGUUUCCAGACUUGCUGAUGUUGACGCUGCGCUUGAAGGUCUACAGAUCACUGAGAUGAAUCAACAUAAUCAGGUUCGAUUUCAAUUGGAUGAGCGAGCCCCCCUUCAAGAAGCAGCAAUGAUUGGUGAGAGGACCCGACCAGGAAGGCUUGGAUUCAUACUUGUGAAUCCAGAGUUGUUGGAGUGCAAGACUAAGACCAAGGGGGCAUUAGAGAGGGAGUUCAAAAACAUGCUUGCCGAAGCCCUUCAGCGGAUUGACCAGGAGAUGCUGGAAGUGGACGCAAGCACAUCAGUAUUGAAGGUCCGUGUGCUCAAGACUGAUGCUGAGGUGGAUCUGCUGGGACCUCACGGACCUCCACUUGACGAAAGAAACGCAGGAGUACAACACGUCAUCUAUCCAAAUCCUCCCUUUCCAGAAAAUCCUAGCUUUGAGCGUGGACCAGGCCAGAGAGUCCCCUAUCAAAGUGCAUAUGGUACACAAAAACAGACUGAUGCGGCUGCUCGUGACAGGCUUGCCCAGAGGUCCCUCUGGCGUGCCAAACUCGAGAUUCUGGAGAACAGGCAAUCCAUAUUGAAGGACAAGAGGUCUGAGAUGAUGUCAAAGUUGACGGCGGUGUUCGAUAGAAUUAUGGCGGAACCAUCUCACUUGGGUGCUGGUUACGAGGAUCGUGCAUAUCCUCCAUUGGUCUAGUUUCCAGAAAAUCCUAGCUUUGAGCGUGGACCAGGCCAGAGAGUCCCCUAUCAAGGUGCAUAUGGUACACAAAAACAAUACGGCUGCUCGUGACAGGCUUGCCUAGAGGUCCCUCUGGCGUGCCAAACUUGAGAUUAUGGAGAACAGGCAAUCCAUAUUGAAGGACAAGAGGUCUGAGAUGAUGUCAAAGUUGACGGCGGUGUUUCAUAGAAUUAUGGCGGAACCAUCUCACUUGGGUGCUGGUUAGGGCAUCUCCACUAGCCUCCCCAAGAGGCCCUUUUUUCUAAUUUUGAGAGCGCCGGCAGUGAAAAAAGCCCCCACUCACGCCCCCAGGAUCGCUUUUUUCGCCGGUUUCGUGCAAUGUUAGCGCCGGCAGUAUCACCCGAAACCCAGCCCCCACGGAGGCAUCUGAGAGCGCCGGCGGUUUGUUUAUGCAUGCAAAGGCCCACCUGCAGCAACUUCUCCCCCCUUCCCCGUCGCUUUCAGCCCGGCCCCCACCUUCUCUCUCGCCAGCACCACCUACUACACACACAGCCGGAGCAGGGCUCGCGCGGCCGUGGCGGCGCACGCAUGGCCGGGCGCGGGGGCUUGAGCUCGCGCAGCCGGAGCGGAGCAUGGCCUGGGAGGGGCUCGCGGAACGGAGCGCGCAUGCCCAGGGCGGGGAGGGGCUCGUCUUCUUUGCCUUGCCACGCCUCCUCGCCGCUCCCGCACGGCUAGACGAACGGGCCGCCGGGCGAGAGGGCUGGAGUGGGCCGUCUCCGCCCGCGCACUCCACGGCGCCCUCGCUGGGCGGUCGAGCUCCAGCUCCACGGCAUGGCCCCCGUGCGGCGGAGGACGACGCGGCGGAGGACGAGGAUGACACGGGACGGCUCGCCGGGCGCACCAGCUCUAGCUCGCCCUGGCCGGCUGCUCGCGUGGACGAGGAGGACGCGGCGAAGGACGAGGACGGCACGGCUCGCCGAGCGCCCCAGCUCUAGCUCGCCCUGGCCGGCUGCUCGCGUGGACGAGGACGACGCGGCGGAGGACGAGGACGGCACGGCUCGCCGGGCGCUCCAGCUCCGGCUCCGGCUCGCGUCGUCCUGCUGCUGCUCCUGGGCCUCGGCGCGGAGAGGCCGGCGCGGCUGGCCUACUUCCUGUGUGCUGGCCGUCGCUGUCGCGUGCGUGCCCGAGCUCUCGCGUGCGUCGCCGUGCUUGAAGCUCUCGCGUGCGUGCCCGAGCGCAGGCCGCCGCGCGCGUGCUAGCCAGCGCGUGCAUGCGCAGCAGCAGCCACGGCUCGGCCCCGCCCCGCUCCUAGCAGCGUCGCAGGAGAGCCGUUGAGGAGCUGCGCCUCGAGGUGGAACACGGGGGCGUCGUCGAGGCCGCGACGAGGAGCCGUGCGGCGUGGCCAGUCUGCGCUGCGCGGGGAGGACGUCGGCGGCGGUGCCGGGGGGGGCGCGCCGAGCUCGAGCAGCGCGUCGGCGGCGGGGGAAGAUGGAGACGCGGCCGAGGGAGUCGCCCGGUCGGCUGGGGUCGUCGCCGACGAGCUCGAGCUCGCGUGGCCCGACAGUGCCCACAACAUGUUUGUUGUAAUGACAAAAUGAAAAAGAAAAAAAUAAGACAACCUGGGGGCACAACUGCUGGAAAAUUUUUGCACCCCAACGCAAAGUUAGCGCCGGGGCCUCCCCAGGAGGCCGAAAAAACGCCUUCUGGGGGGCACAACGGCUGGAGAUGCCCUUACGAGGAUCGUGCAUAUCCUCCAAUGGUCUAGGUAAGUUAUAUUUGGUACAAGUUUUAGAUAUGUUCUACUCCAGCCACCUUUGGAUGUGCGGCAUGUUAUCGUUUGUGUUUGUGUCGGGAGGUACCGGAGCUGCCUCUGGUUGCACGAGAAAGUGAGGAGCUUAUGUUGAGCUCCUUGAGUGGAGCUUGAACCGUGUGUGUGUCUGUAUAAAACCUAUCUAUGUAUUUAUCUAGAUAGCACCUGGAACUCUA